This is a messenger RNA of Lates calcarifer (barramundi perch), 555 nucleotides long. RefSeq names its product NADH:ubiquinone oxidoreductase subunit B (gene ndufb6). The record is from RefSeq and is a predicted model, not a curated record. The transcript is spliced from 4 exons. Lineage: Eukaryota; Metazoa; Chordata; Actinopteri; Centropomidae. Bases 93 to 476 code for a protein of 127 amino acids. Gene Ontology annotation, biological process: mitochondrial ATP synthesis coupled electron transport; mitochondrial electron transport, NADH to ubiquinone.
UCGUCGUCUUCUUCUUCGCUUGUGUGCAAAGGGAAGUGUCCUCCAUGGUGUCAUUGUAGGUCUUCUGAGGUUGAACAGCCAGAAAAUAAGCGAUGUCUGGUUACACGCCAGACGAGAAGCUCCGUUUCGAGCAGCUUACAAAGCUCCGCAGGCAGUGGCUGAAGGACCAGGAACUCAGUCCGAGGGAGCCCGUGGUAGAAGCCAAACCUCCCGGCGCCGUCGCCAGGUUCUGGACUCGCUUUCUGGAGCCCAAGAGCCUGUGGAGGCUUUACACCUACAAAGUGUACACAGGUGGAGUUUUCACACUAACACGGCUGUUGAUACCUGCUUGGAUUGUUCACUACUAUGUGAAAUACCAUGUUGCUAAAAAGCCAUACGCUAUUGUGGAUUUGAAACCCAAGCUGUUCCCAGGCGACACCAUCCUGGAGACAGGAGAAGUUGUUCAAGAUCUCCCCGAGACCCAUGGUCAUCACUGAAGCUGAAAUAUUUCAAUAAUUUCCUUUGGUUUCUGUUGUAAAAACUGUGUAUAUGCCAAUAAAAUAUUACAUCAUAUAA